AUGUCUUCCACCACGGCGAAACGGCCCGCUCCCGCUUCCAACACCAGCGAUGCCGGCGACGCCGCGGCCCAGGCCAAAAGGCGAAGAGUGUCGAGAGCCUGCGACACCUGCCGGAGCGCCAAGGACAAGUGCGACGGCGUGAAGCCGCGAUGCCAGCGAUGCGUGUCGAUGCAGCGGCAGUGCACGUACCUGAACCCGGAGAAGCGAAGGGGGAUUCGGACGGGCUACCUCCGCGCCAUCGAGGAAGACGGCGGCGGCAGGGACGGCUUCCUCGACAAGGACUCGCCCGCGUCCGAGGCGCUGCUGAAGCGGUGGCACCAGAGCGAAGUGUACCAGGGCAUCGACCGCCUCAUCUCGCGGGACGAGUCGACGCCGCGCAGCGACGGCGCCGACGGCGACAACCGGCCGAGCUCCGCACCCCGACUCCUCGAUUCCAACGGUAGGAGGGCGACCGAUUUCGGGAGCGACCUCGCCAAGUGGAGAUCAAGCUCCCUCCAGCUCGCGUCCCCCGUCGCGCAGCGCGGCGGCUUCGGUGAUAUUCAGCACCUCGAACUUCCAGCCAAGUCGAAGCAGUACCUCGAUGACUACUUCACCUGGGCGCACUGCUGGUUCCCCAUCGUCGAGCGUGAACCCCUCGCGCAGGUCGCGGCAUCGUACCCCGCCACCGGAUUCCGCAUCAAUCCGAGAGAUCGGUCGUAUUCCCGCCACGCGGAAUUAUGGAGCGCCAUGGCGGUCGGCGCCGCCCUCGAGUCUCGCCGGGGCAAGUCCUCGCCCACCAACGCAAAUGCAAACGCGGCCACGACGGGAGCGGCCGACCUCGCGCUGCGGGAGGCCGCAUGCAAAUGCCGGGCGAGACGCCUUCCCACCUAA
Messenger RNA from Parascedosporium putredinis, 870 nucleotides. The record is from the annotation of a GenBank genome assembly. Lineage: Eukaryota; Fungi; Ascomycota; Sordariomycetes; Microascales; Microascaceae.